AUGGGGUUUCGUGGAGAUGAGUGCGGAAAGUCCUUACAUGGAGAUGGUUUGGGCUCACUCUGUCAGUUAAAUGUGUGCGGCAAAGCCCCCCUGAACCACAAAAAGAUUGUUGAAGGGCAAAAUGCACGUGAGGGGGCUUGGCCUUGGCAGGCCAGCAUUCACACCAUUAUACCUAGAGAAUACAUCUGUGGUGGGACUCUAAUAAAUGCACAAUGGGUUUUGUCCGCAGCUCACUGCUUCGAAGGGUUCUCUGGAGCGAACAUCAGAAUAUACCUGGGACGUCAUAGACAAACAGGCUUAAACCGAAAUGAAGUAUCUAGAACAGUAAUGCGACUCAUCAUCCAUCAUGAUUAUGAUGAAGAUAGCAAAAACAACGACAUAGCACUGCUCCAGCUCUCUUCUACUGUAACGUUCUCUGAUUAUAUUAAGCCAGUCUGUCUGGCAUCUGCUAGUAGUGAAUUUAAUGCGGGCACUAAGACCUGGGUCACUGGUUGGGGCUCGCUUAAUUUUGGAAGUGAGUGCAACUCGAAAAUCAAUCAAACAGAUACUCCAAACAUACUGCAAGAGGUACAGAUACCAGUCGUCAGCAACCGUGUUUGUCAAUCUGCCUACGGAAGCAUCAUUACAAGCAACAUGCUGUGCGCUGGAUUAAAGGAGGGAGGGAAAGACUCGUGUUCGGGAGAUUCUGGAGGUCCACUGGUCGUCAAGAAACUUUCGCGGUGGAUUCAGGCUGGCAUUGUGAGUUUUGGUCACAAAUGCGCACUACCCAACUUUCCUGGUGUGUACACCAGAGUUUCCAAAUACCAGGGCUGGAUCAACUCUCAUAUAAUCGGCGAUAAGCCUGGAUUUGUGUCCAGCUCCAUCCGAGGCUCACCCAAUCUCCUCUUGUUUUCCCUUUCACUUACUCCAGAAGAAGAACUUCGGGCACCUCCUGAGGAUGGAGACAGUGACUGA
Molecule: messenger RNA, 954 nt
Organism: Carassius auratus (goldfish)
Lineage: Eukaryota; Metazoa; Chordata; Actinopteri; Cypriniformes; Cyprinidae
Product: prostasin-like
Exons: 7
Coding region: 1-954 (317 amino acids)
Biological process (GO): proteolysis
Molecular function (GO): serine-type endopeptidase activity
Source: RefSeq, a predicted model, not a curated record